Williopsis jadinii is the source of this 1104-nucleotide messenger RNA. RefSeq names its product ubiquinol--cytochrome-c reductase subunit 2 (gene QCR2). The record is from RefSeq and is a predicted model, not a curated record. Gene Ontology annotation, cellular component: mitochondrion. The transcript has a single exon. Lineage: Eukaryota; Fungi; Ascomycota; Saccharomycetes; Phaffomycetales; Wickerhamomycetaceae. The coding region runs from base 1 to 1104 and encodes 367 amino acids. Gene Ontology annotation, molecular function: metal ion binding.
AUGCUUUCCAGAAGAUUGGCAUCUAUUCAAUCCACUAGAGGUUACGCCACUAAGGUCACCGCCACUGCCGCCGAAGGUAGAGUUUCCACCUUGACCGUCAAGGUGAACGCUGGUUCCAGAUAUGCCACCAAGGAUGGUGUUUCCCACUUGCUUUCCAGAUUCAACUUCCAAAACACCAGAUCCAGAUCUGCCUUGAGAUUGACCAGAGAAUCUGAGCUCUUGGGUGGUGUGUUCUCCUCCACUGUUGACAGAGAUGCCAUUUACUUGUCUGCCAACUUUUUGAAAGAGGGUCUCCCAUACUACGUUAACGCAAUUGCCGAUGUCUUGUACAAGACCUCUUUCAAGCCACACGAACUUCCAGAGAUUGUCUUGCCAGCUGCCAAGUACGACUUGACCACCGCUCUGGCCUCCCCAUACUUCAAGGCUAGCGAAUUGUUGUACUCUGCCUCCUUCAGAAACGGAUUGGGUAACCCACUCUACUACGACGGUGUCGAAAAGGUGACCUUGGAUGACAUCAAGGCAUUUGCCGACAAGGUCUAUGUCAAGGACAACGUUGAGAUCAUUGCUAAGGGUGUUGACGCCAAGGCUCUCAAUGGUUUCGUCCAGGACUCUGCCUUGAGUCAGCUCCCAGCUGGUGCUUCCCUCGCUGCUACUUCCACACCAAAGUUCUACGAAGGUGUUGAAGUUAGAGAGAGAGCUGUUGGUGAGUCCAUCUCUGCUAUUGCUGUUCCAGUUAAGCCAGCAGACUUUGCCACCUAUGAAGUUUUGGCUGCUUAUUUGACAUCACCAUUGUCUGAGCUUUCACAAUCCAUCUCGUCUGCCUCCUUUGAGAAGUACUCCCAAGCUGGUCUCUUCUCCUUGUACGUCAAGGGUGAGGCUUCUGCUGUUGCUUCUAGCAUCAAGAAGGUUGUCUCUGCUUUGAAGGGCGGUGUUAACCUCUCAUCUGCUACUGGCUACGCUGCCACCAAGUUGGCCUUGGCUAACGAAAGUGCCGUGAUUGCAUCUGAGAUUGAUGUCGCUAACGUUAAAGACUUCAAGCUGGGUAAGUUCAACUACGUUGCUCUUGGUGACGUGCACAACUUGCCAUACGCCGAUGAGUUGUAA